CAGGUAGAAUCCUGAUGAAGCGAACACUGCAGUGGCUACAGAUGAUACCUUCAGCAGUUGAACAGCCAUGUGAGGAGCUGCAAAAAGACAGAGAUCCAUCAACAUUAUCACUGAGCAGCUGCCUCUGUACUGUAGAAAGGUCACGAGAUGACGGCAAAGAUGGCAGCCUCCAUAGUGGAGCAUGGAGAAGAUGCUUUUAGAAAAUUGUUCAAGUUUUACAAGAGGAGAAAUCCUCCUCCAGACUUCAGUGAGGUCAUUCAUUUCUCCAAACCUUGUAAUGACAAGGUUUUUGCCUAUGAACUUAACUCCACUCCUAUAAGCGAGGGAGAUGUUUCCAAAGCUGGUCUUCGGCCGGUAAAAGACUGGAGGGCAUUUGGUCUUCAUGGAUAUCCAGGGUUUAUCUUUAUAUCCAACCCAUUCCUGCCGGGUUCUCAGCAGUACUGGGUAAAGCAGUGUCUGAAGAUCUAUCCUCAAAAACCCAACGUGUGUAACCUGGAUAUGCAUAUGUCGUCUGUGGAGACUGAAAACAUCUGGGAAAAAAGUAUAGAAGUUAUUCGGAAGAAAGGCUGUGGGAAAAGAGAGCCCAAAACUCUGUUAGAAAAACUGCGCUGGGUAACACUGGGUUACCACUAUGAUUGGAACUCCAAGACUUACUCUCCAGACCACUACACUCCCUUCCCCAAGGAACUUCACUCGCUUUCUCACAAAGUGGCAGCAGCCUGUGGCUUUCCUGGCUUCAACGCAGAGGCGGGCAUUCUCAACUACUACCGAUCUGAUUCCUCGCUUGGAAUCCAUGUUGACGAAUCAGAGCUCGACCAUACCCGACCUUUGUUUUCAUUCAGUUUUGGGCAGACUGCUGUUUUCCUGUUGGGCGGGACUAAAAGGGAAGACCGGCCCACAGCCAUGUUCAUGAACAGCGGUGACAUAAUGGUGAUGUCAGGACCCAGCCGCCUACUGUAUCACGCAGUACCCUGCAUCGUCCCCGCUGGAAACGUGCUACCACCUGACCUGGGCCAGAGAUUAGAGACAGAGGCACAGGACGAUAACUUAAUCCAAAGCGUGUCAGAAGAGGAUUGGGACGUUUGCUCCUGGUACUUGCAGACGUCUCGGGUAAAUGUGACCGUUCGACAAGUACUUGCUUCUGGUCAGACUUUUCCAAGUUCACAGGCAUCACAUUUGUCAACGGACAGCUGUGAGAAAUCAGAGGAAGGAACUCAAAAAAAUAAGAAGAGGAAAAGCGAAUCUGGCUAUGAGCAUGACACCUAAUGUGCCUGUUUUGAAUGUCAUCCAAGUUUUAUUUAUGAAAAUGCUCCUGCUAUUAAAAAUUGUACAUAUAACUGCAAAUGAAUGCAUUUGGUGAUCACUUCCCAGAUAAUGACUCUUCGUUCCAGAGCAGGUGUUGCAAAUACGCAACCACUUAUGCAUCAAGUCAACUCGGCUUAAAGCGUAGUUCUAAAUUUUACCCUGUCAUGACCAACUUCACACACAAUACUUCUCAGUCUGCAGGACGGCAGUGACAUUCAGUCCAGUCUGUUGUGAGUCGUGACAGUUUGCCAGGCGCAGGUCUGUUGAUUUAAGGCUGGUUGCCAUGUUUGCUCACUCAGGGCUGUAACACUAAACAGAGCUGACCUUCAGAGGAAAACCAGGGAGACGGCGUAUAAUCUUUUUAAUCUGGUCAAGCGGUGUCACGACAUGUCAAAGCCAGUGUGAGAUUGCCUAUGACAAGUUCCCCGAGGGACCCAGGUUGACACUGCCAUUGUGACUGAAAACACUGGGGGCCGGCGUUACCAUGGUGAUAAAACACUUCUGUCACUGCGUCUGCCUCUCGUGAAAUGCUAUCAAAAGUUCAUGUCUGCAUGUGAGAUUUGUAAGAUUAAUGUUUCUGGUCUUUUACAUGCUGUAAAAACAUAAAUGCUAGGCAGCGUUUAUCAGUCUGUCUUUUUUUGUCGUGGUACUGUCAAGGGACAUACGAGUUGUUACCUGGUUUGCAAAAAUGGUACUGAAUGAUUACAUUAUAUUGUGGUACACCAAGAAUAAAUACUGUGAUAUGGUUAGAAUACUAUGGUAUUGACACACUACUACUUGUCCAAAUAAAUGUGAUUUCACAAUUUCCAAAACAACAUAAGACUAUUGUGAUUUAUAGGCUAUCAUGGUUUCUGUAUCAUAGUAUUUACAUGGUACUUAAAAGCACAUCAUGGUCCCUAUCCCAAAAAAAGAAAGAAAGAAAACAUACUGUGGUAAUUUGAUACCGUUGUAUGUUGUCAGAUGGUAAUAAUCAAAAUAUUUUGUGGUACUGACAUUCUUAAUUUUUUAUAUAAUACUUUCAAGAAUAUCAUCAGUGUAACAAAGUCUCAACCUUUAACUUAAAAAAAAUAAAAAUAAAAUAAAUAUUUAUCAAACACAUGGGGUCAG
Molecule: messenger RNA, 2412 nt
Organism: Onychostoma macrolepis
Lineage: Eukaryota; Metazoa; Chordata; Actinopteri; Cypriniformes; Cyprinidae
Gene: alkbh1
Product: alkB homolog 1, histone H2A dioxygenase
Exons: 7
Coding region: 148-1266 (372 amino acids)
Biological process (GO): oxidative RNA demethylation
Cellular component (GO): cytoplasm; nucleus
Molecular function (GO): ferrous iron binding; oxidative RNA demethylase activity; broad specificity oxidative DNA demethylase activity
Source: RefSeq, a predicted model, not a curated record